AUGUUCACUAUUGCUUUUUUCAUCCUGUCUUUGAUGACUUGUCUGCCUGGGGUAACCACACAGGAGAAGAUGAACCGAGAGAGCCGGGAAGCUUCCUCCCCUGCACCAGUUCCCUGCCAGCUGAGCAAAUGGUCUGAGUGGACAGGCUGUUUCCCAUGCCAGAACAAGAAGUACCGACACCGGAGCCUUCUGAAACCCAACAAGUUUGGGGGAAGCAUCUGCAGUGGCGAUAUGUGGGAUCAAGCCAGCUGUCACAGUCCCACAGCUUGUCUAAGUCAAGUGCAGUGUGGACAGGAUUUCCAGUGUAAGGAGUCAGGUCGCUGCCUAAAACGCCACCUUGUGUGUAACGGAGACAUGGACUGCCUUGACGGCUCUGAUGAGGAAAACUGUGAAGAUGUCAGGGUCACUGAAAGUGACUGCAGCCACUAUGACCCAAUUCCCGGGUCGGAGAGGGCAGCCUUGGGGUAUAAUAUCCUGACCCGGGAAGAAAGGCAGAGUGUGUAUGAUGCCAAGUACUAUGGAGGCCAGUGUGAACCAGUGUACAAUGGGGAAUGGCGCGAGCUUCGCUAUGACCCUGCCUGUGAGCGCUUCUACUACGGAGAAGACGAGAAGUAUUACCGGAAACCCUACAACUUCCUGACGUACCACUUUGAAGCUCUGGCAGAUACCGCAAUCUCCUCAGAGUUGUAUGAUGAUAUAACUGACCUUCUGACUCGACUAAAAGACGACAACUUUGUGUCUGCUGGUGUGACCAUUGGUGUAAGCCCUGCAGGCAGCCCAUUCAUGGUGGAAGGAGGUCUAUCUGGAUCAAACGACAAAUCCCUCUUGAAAAUGUUAACCCAGUACAAUAAUAAGAAAUAUCAAUUCAUGAGAAUUUUCACAAAGGUGCAGACUGCUAGUUUUAAGAUGAGGAGAGACAAUAUCAUGCUGGAUGAAGGAAUGCUGCAGGCAUUGAUGGAGCUUCCAGACCAGUACAAUUACGGCAUGUAUGCCAACUUCAUCAAUGACUACGGUACCCACUACAUAACUUCUGGAUCUAUGGGUGGCACUUAUGAAUUUAUCUUGGUACUUAACAAAGAAGAAAUGGCUUCAUCUGAUAUUACUGGUGAAGACAUCAAGAGCUGUUUUGGAGGUCAUGUGGGCCUUACCUUUGCCAAACAUAAUGUAGAAAUUGGAGGAAAGUUAUCAGGGAAAACCUGUGAAUCGUUUGGAGAUGGCAAUACAGAAUCAAAGAGGAACAAUACCGUUGUGGAAGACAUCAUCUCCCGGGUGAAAGGUGGCAAUGUUGACUGGGGUGGUGGCUUGAUGCAGAACAGCAGCAUCAUCACAUAUCGUUCCUGGGGGAGGUCAUUAAAGUAUAAUCCUGCUGUUAUUGAUUUUGAGGUGCAGCCCAUUCACGAGAUCCUGCGGCGCACGAGCCUGGGGCCCUUGGAGGCCAAACGCCGGAACCUACGCCAGGCCUUGGACCAGUACCUGAUGGAGUUCAAUGCUUGCCGCUGCGGGCCCUGCUUCAACAAUGGGGAACCCAUUCUCGAAGGCACUAGCUGCAGGUGUCAGUGCCCCCUGGGUCGCAGGGGGCAAGCCUGUGAGCGAAUGGAGCAGCCAGGGGUCAAGGCAAAUGGUCGCUGGAGCUGCUGGAGCGCCUGGUCUCCUUGCAGAGCAGGCACCCAAGAAAGGAAGAGAGAAUGCAACAACCCGGCACCCAAGAAUGGAGGGGCCUCAUGCCCAGGGUGGAAAGUGCAGAGCCAGGCUUGCUGAGUGGCUCU
Molecule: messenger RNA, 1766 nt
Organism: Condylura cristata (star-nosed mole)
Lineage: Eukaryota; Metazoa; Chordata; Mammalia; Eulipotyphla; Talpidae
Gene: C8A
Product: complement component 8, alpha polypeptide
Exons: 12
Coding region: 1-1758 (585 amino acids)
Biological process (GO): immune response
Cellular component (GO): membrane attack complex
Molecular function (GO): protein binding
Source: RefSeq, a predicted model, not a curated record